AUGAACACUAGUCCCGUGGAGGCUCACAGCACCGGAUCAGCAAGUCGGAGUCGGACCAAUACGUUACGGGUAUUUGGAAGACCACGCGGACAUCCGCAAUAUACAAGUGAUAUUACAGAUUAUGAGUUAUUGCAUGAUGUUGGCGGUGUGGACGACAUUUCAUUCCUGUAUCUUGCCAAGUUUAUACCGACGCAGGAACCUGUGAUGCUGAAAUAUACGGAUUUGACUCUGUCGCCUGACUUCGAAUUGAUUGAUGAACUGGUUAGAACGUCGCAUAACACAGCGCUUUGUCGGCAUGCUAAUAUACUGCCGUAUCACAUUUCGUUUGUGGAGAGUGAGAGGUUAUGGACAGUGACGUAUCCAAUGAAACUAGGAUCAUGUCGAGGCCUAAUGAAAAAGAGUUUCCCAACUGGGUUUGCGGAACCAGUAGUAGCGACCAUAUUAAAGGAAGUCCUGAGAGCGCUGUCGUAUCUACACGAGAAUUACUUUAUACACAACGAUAUUCGGGCAGACAACAUCCUCAUGUCUGAAACUGGUGAAAUCAGACUAACUGGAUUCCGAUCUAUGGUGUCGAGAGCUCAGCAUGGUGGAUAUGUCAAGACAGUGUUUUCAUUGGUUGGAGAUAAUAUUGAGUGGGCUGCUCCUGAAGUUAUGGCGCAGAAUUCGAAUUACACUGACAAGGCCGAUAUCUAUGGAUUGGGUAUAACUGCAUUGGAACUGGCUUUUAAUACUACACCGUUUACGGAUUGGCCACCGCUGAAGGUUCUACUGGCAAAGAUGGAAUACGAUGUGCCUGCUACAAUUUUGUCCAACAAGCCGAUGUCUAGACAUUUUUACGAUCUAGUGUAUCAGUGUUCUCAACGAGAUCCUACUUCGAGGCCGUCAGCUGCAACAUUGCUGGAUCACCCAUUCUUCAAACUGGCCAAGAACCAACACUAUCUGGAAUCUAAUGUCGUCAAGCCUUCACUCAGACAAGGUCCACCAACAUAG
Synchytrium microbalum is the source of this 990-nucleotide messenger RNA. RefSeq lists its product as uncharacterized. Lineage: Eukaryota; Fungi; Chytridiomycota; Chytridiomycetes; Synchytriales; Synchytriaceae. The transcript has 9 exons. Gene Ontology annotation, biological process: protein phosphorylation. The record is from RefSeq and is a predicted model, not a curated record. The coding region runs from base 1 to 990 and encodes 329 amino acids. Gene Ontology annotation, molecular function: protein serine/threonine kinase activator activity; ATP binding; protein kinase activity.